AUGCCUGCUCAACGUGCCGCUACCACUCCGACUCGUCGUACUCGUGCGUCUAACGCAACUGCGCAUCCAGGUGCCAUCCUCUUACAGGCAAAAAAACCCCGACGCACGACAGAAGAAGUUGCAGCUGCCCGAGAAGAAAAGGCGGCAAAGGUAGCAGCACAAGCAGCUGCUGCUGAGGCAGGUGCUAAGCGUGUGGCCGGUAUAGAGCUGGAGAUGGAAGCGAAACAGACGAAUGUGCUGACGAGGAAGGUCAAGGGAGUCCGCCCUCGUCCGACGCCUUACAAAGGCAAGAAGGCUGCAAAGGACAGCCCAGAUAUUGCAGCAGCCUGUGGUGGAGGUGAUGAUGAAGUCGGAACCAAUCAAGGGUUGGGAGUACUCACUCAGAAGGCUGAUGUGCCAAUGGAUAUCGACAACGACGCUGUCGAUCAAGACUCACACACUAAGAGUGGUACGAUCAAGAAGAAGGUUAUCAAAGCUUCGAUGAAGGAUGCUGUCAAUCAAGCGCGUAAUGAAAUCAAGCGGAACACUGCUGAUUGCGGAGAUAAGGCAGCACGUGUGGAUAAGAAAGGCAAUGUACUUGAUGCGAAACAGCCUGAAUUGGCUCUCACCAACAAAGUGAAGAACUGGGCUUCAGGCGUCAAGACGCCCAUCAAAUCUCAGCACGCGAGUCACGCAACUCAUACUUCGGCAUCACCUCCCCCGUCAACAAUUUUUUCUCGCCUUACAGGCUCUUCCAUUACCUCUCACAGCACAACUCUGACUGAUGCUUCUAAACGUCCUCCUCAAUGUAUUGGUGCAGCUGAGGAUGCGCUCACUGGAGGUUUUGCCGACGAUGAGGAUGAAGAUGACGAAUUAGAACGCCUGGCUGCGCAUGGGAUAACUGCCAAGGAAGGGAGGUCAGCUGCAGCGAUGACGGUUACUCUCACAGUCGAUGACUCCGAUGACGAGUCAGGGAUUCCAGCAGAGUUCCGUGCUCCAUUCACCCAGUUGUCGCCAUUAGUCCUCGAUCUUAUCUCUGGCAGUGAAAUUGAUGAGUUUUCGGACGACGAAAUCAACAAUACAAUGGACAUCGACCUACCGGACGAGAUCGAUCAGAAGCAUGAAGCGGAGCCCGAGAAGCCCAAAGUGAAGCUAGAGAAGCCUUCCCGCACUACGACUUCGACAACGGUCAUGACCACAGACGUCAAACCUUUGCCAACUAAAAAGGUGAAAGUGGAACCAUCUUCGACAUCUAUCAGUGAUGCUCCCGCCCCCAAGGAACAGAAAUCUGUCAAUGUCGACACACCGCACAACGAGCUGAAGCCCCGAGCGCAAUACCGAAGCUGCGACCUCCCUGAACAAGUGCAAGCAGACAACCGCUGGGCCAAAAAGUUCCUUCCGAUGAUGAUAUUGUGGGCUGGCAGCCAAGAAUCCCUCUGGACAAUCCCAGAUGUGACUCUGCUCACACACAUUCAAAUCAUUUUUCAGGCAAUCUACCCAGACUUGAAACUUACCAUUGUUCUGAAUGGUGCCGUUUUUUCGCUCACUGUUCAACGUCUUUCUGAGUGGCGGAGCAACUUUGGCUCUACAGCCAUUGUGCUUAUCUACGAUUUUCUGAUGAGCAACAGCGACUGCGACCCAGAGGUUCUUGCAGGGCUCCUUUUGAAGAAUUAUGCCUUCAUCUUUGAGGAUAUGGACAAGCGUGACCCCGACGGUGCAUUCCACUCUGUAUUCAUCCUGCAGCUCCUUGGAAAGGCUCACCUCAAUGUCGUCGACGGUCACGCUAAUAUUCCCGCAUUGAAAACCAAAGACCUCGCAUCGAAAGGGAUGGCCGGUGUUAUUGGAUUUUGCGCUACAGCACUUGAGCGCGCCGUCACAUUAAUUUCGGACGGUGAUAUCAAAGUCGAGGAUAUCUUAGCGUCGACCACAUCUCGCGGCAAGGUGGUCAUCAAGCUGCCCAAAGUACUCAACAAGCUCACUGGCAAGGAGACCAGCGCUCCGUAUAUGUUUUCGCGUGAUCUCUGGCAUAAAGCGAACACUGGGUACAUGAAGAGCAUCAAGAAGAAGAGCAAGGACUUCGUUGAAACUACAGUAGAGAUGGCGCGGUCAGCUUUGAACGAAAGCACCGCUGCGGAUGCAGCCAUUUCGCACAGCUCUGAUGAUGACCAGCCAUCCGCUGCCCCAUGGGCCUUCACGAAUCAGCACCAUCCUCAACCUGCUAUCAUUGUUCAUAUGCUCCUCUGGUACCAUUUUCUACUGCUCUCCGACUACUACACGCAUAAGCUACCAUUGAUUUUCGCUGUUUUAUCUUCCCUUAGUGAUCCACUUAAUUGCUUUCGCGUCGUGCUUUUCUGA
This is a messenger RNA of Suillus clintonianus, 2334 nucleotides long. RefSeq lists its product as uncharacterized. Lineage: Eukaryota; Fungi; Basidiomycota; Agaricomycetes; Boletales; Suillaceae. The transcript has 9 exons. Bases 1 to 2334 code for a protein of 777 amino acids. The record is from RefSeq and is a predicted model, not a curated record.